UUUGCAGAGCAACUUUAAUACAGAACUGGCCGGGGGACACCGAGCUGCCCAAGGAAAAAGGGCGAUCGUUGUCAGAGUGCUGGAGACCCGUGUUUCUCGUGCGCCUCGUGAUCUUGCAGUUUGUGGAAGUAUAAUACUUGGUCAUUAUGCGAUGUCGUCUCUCGGUGCCUCCUUUGUGCAAAUUAAAUUUGAUGACUUGCAGUUUUUUGAAAACUGCGGCGGAGGAAGUUUCGGGAGUGUUUAUCGAGCCAAAUGGAUAUCACAGGACAAGGAGGUGGCUGUGAAGAAGCUACUCAAAAUAGAGAAAGAGGCAGAAAUACUCAGUGUCCUCAGUCACAGAAACAUCAUCCAGUUUUAUGGAGUAGUUCUUGAACCUCCCAACUAUGGAAUCGUCACAGAAUAUGCUUCCCUGGGAUCACUGUAUGAUUACAUUAACAGCAACAGAAGUGAAGAGAUGGACAUGGAACACAUUAUGACCUGGGCCACCGAUGUAGCCAAAGGAAUGCACUAUUUACAUAUGGAAGCUCCUGUCAAGGUGAUUCACAGAGAUCUCAAAUCAAGAAACGGCCGAGUUGAAUAUAUUUUUAGGCCUCCAGAUGACUUCCUCAACAAAGUUGCCUUUUUGUGUGCCAAAUGUCAUUGUGUUCAGUGUAGGAAAAGCUGUUGUCCUGUCUCAGACCUCCUACUCUCUGAUACAUUCCUGGAUCUGGUUCUCUGGGAGAUGCUAACAAGGGAGGUCCCCUUUAAAGGUUUGGAAGGAUUACAAGUAGCUUGGCUUGUAGUGGAAAAAAACGAGAGACUAACCAUUCCGAGCAGUUGCCCCAGAAGCUUUGCUGAGCUGUUACAUCAGUGUUGGGAGGCCGAUGCCAAGAAACGGCCGUCUUUCAAGCAAAUCAUUUCAAUUCUGGAGUCCAUGUCUAAUGACACUAACCUUCCCGACCAGUGUAACUCAUUCCUGCACAACAAGGCGGAGUGGAGGUGUGAAAUUGAAGCAACUCUUGAGAGGCUGAAGAAACUAGAACGUGACCUCAGCUUUAAAGAGCAGGAGCUCAAAGAACGAGAAAGACGUCUGAAGAUGUGGGAGCAAAAACUAACGGAGCAGUCCAACACCCCGCUGCUGCCUUCCUUUGAGAUUAGCGCGUGGACCGAGGAUGACGUGUAUUUUUGGGUUCAGCACCUCGUCAGAAAAGGUGACUCUUCAGCAGAGAUGAGCGUGUACGCGAGCUUGUUUAAGGAGAACAACAUCACGGGAAAGCGGCUGCUGCUCCUGGAGGAAGAAGACUUGAAGGACAUGGGCAUUGUCUCCAAGGGGCACAUCAUUCACUUAAAGUCAGCCAUUGAGAAAUUAACCCAUGAUUAUCUAAACUUGUUUCACUUCCCACCACUAAUUAAGGACUCAGUAGGUGAACCUGAAGAAAAUGAGGAAAAAAUAGUGAACCUUGAACUUGUUUUUGGUUUUCACUUGAAGCCAGAAACAGGCCCACAGGACUGUAAGUGGAAAAUGUAUAUGGAGAUAGAUGGGGAUGAAAUUGCAAUAACCUACAUCAAAGAUGUGACAUUCAACACCAACUUACCUGAUGCAGAGAUUUUAAAGAUGACAAAGCCCCCAUUUGUAAUGGAGAAGUGGAUUGUGGGAAUAACAGAAAAUCAGACUGUAGAAUGUACUGUCACAUAUGAGAGUGAUGUUAGAACUCCCAAAAGCACUAAACAUGUUCAUUCGAUUCAGUGGAAUAGAACGAAACCUCAGGAUGAAGUGAAAGCCAUCCAACUUGCCAUUCAGCCACUAUUCCUCAACUCAGAGGGCAACCCUGGAAGCAGGUCUAACUCAAAUGCUGAUUGCCAGUGGUUGGACACCCUGCGCAUGCGGCAGAUUGCCUCCAACACUGGUUUACAACGCUCCCAGAGCAACCCUAUCCUGGGGUCACCCUUCUACCCCUACUUCAACGACCAGGAUUCCUACGCCGCUGCUGUGCGGCGGACGCAGGUGCCCAUUAAGUAUCAACAGAUCACACCCAUAAACCAGUCCAGGAGCUCCUCCCCCACCCAGUACGGGCUCCCCAGGAACUUCUCUUCUCUGCAUCUUGGCUCCAAGGACAGCGGCUUUGCCAGCCUCACGUCUGACAGCUCUUCGGAGAGGGCCCAGUACUCAGGCAGAAGUCGGAGCAAAUACGACCGCGGAUGUGUGUCGCUCAGCUCGUCUCCUCGGGGAAGGUACAGCGGGAAGAAUUCGCACUCCACGCCUUCAAGAGAGAGAUACUCUGGGAAGGUCUACCGAGUUCACCAGUCUGCGCUCAAUGCGCAUCAGUCGCCUGACAUCAGGCGAAGCCCAAAUGACCGCCACCAACGCCGGACCAUCCCAGGGAUGCCUUUGAACCCCGAGACUGACUCGGGAGCCGGCGAGGAGGAGAGCAAAGUCAGCGAAGGAGGGUGGACCAAGGUGGAAUAUCGGAAGAAGCCCCACAGGCCGUCUCCUGCCAAGACGAACAGAGAAAGAGCCCGAGGAAGCUACCGCGGGAGGAGAACCUUUUGAUGAAUUGAACUACAUGAGUUUUCUUUCCUAAGCAAGCUGUAAAAAAAAAAUAAUUUAAAAAAAAUGAAUGGGUUUUCAUAGGAUGAUGCCUUCAGAUAGACUUGACAAGAAGACAACUUUUCCAUUUUUGGGGGGGAUUUGGGGAAAACGUUCUAAUUGAAACUACUGCCAAACCAGACCCUAAAUUAUCGAUGUUGGUGGACCAAUGAUAGUAACUAGACUUAAUCACAGUGUACUUACUUUCCCCCCGGAAUUAACCUGUUCAGAGGAGGGGAUAGGCCAUUGUAUUACCCUAACCAUUGCUGGUCUGGUUAGCAAGGGCCUGGACUGGCAUGAGGUUAAGUGGGGGCACUCGUCUUAGGUGCAAAAUUUAAGGGAGCACCCAAAAGCUCAAUAGUCAAGAGAAAUAAGAUGCUAAUGCAAUACUUAAAUAAAUGAAAAUUAAUGCCAAAAAUAUGCGAUAAAAAAAUCAAAAUCCUAGAUAAAGACAGAAUCAAUAUUAAUGAUUUUUCUUUUUGUCUAAGGCUCCAAUAUGGCUUGACAAGGUGCUGUUACUGAUCUUGCCUUUAUUUAAAAUUUUGAUAUUUUGUUCCACAUGACUUUUUGGCAUUAAUUUUCUUUUUUAAAAAUAUAAUUUUUCUUGAUUAUUGAGGUGUUCCGUUUUGAGGGUUUUUUGUUGUCGUUUAAUGUCCCCUUAAAUUUUGUGCCCAAGGCAACUCACCCUAGUCUCAACACUACUGGUUAGUAUUUAUUUUAGUGAGAUAUUUGGGUUUUUAUUAUGGUCGGAGCUGGACUGACUUAGGUUGUCAUUUUUAGGCAAUAAAAAAAUGUUACUGAACUUAA
Molecule: messenger RNA, 3373 nt
Organism: Myotis davidii
Lineage: Eukaryota; Metazoa; Chordata; Mammalia; Chiroptera; Vespertilionidae
Gene: MAP3K20
Product: mitogen-activated protein kinase kinase kinase MLT
Exons: 19
Coding region: 152-2530 (792 amino acids)
Biological process (GO): protein phosphorylation
Cellular component (GO): cytoplasm
Molecular function (GO): protein binding; ATP binding; protein kinase activity
Source: RefSeq, a predicted model, not a curated record